GACCCGGCCCCCGGUCUGAGAGAAGAAGAGAGAGAGUGAGGGAGUGAGGGAGUGUUUUAAAGCCGGCAGGAGGCAUGAUGUCCUACAUUAAGCAACCCCAUUACGCCGUGAACGGGUUAACGCUGUCCGGCCCGGGCAUGGAUCUGCUCCACUCCGCCGCCGUUGGAUAUCCCAAUACCCCGCGUAAGCAGCGUCGGGAGCGCACCACCUUCACGCGUGCACAGCUGGAUAUCCUGGAAGCUCUGUUUGCCAAAACUCGCUACCCAGACAUCUUCAUGAGAGAGGAGGUGGCCCUCAAGAUCAACCUGCCCGAGUCCCGAGUCCAGGUCUGGUUCAAGAAUCGCCGUGCCAAGUGCCGCCAGCAGCAGCAGCAGAGCACAGGCCAGUCCAAACCACGGCCCCCUAAAAAGAAGGCAUCUCCUGCUCGUGAGGCCAACGCUGAGGCCAGUGCCAACCCCACCAACGGACCCUACAGCCCUCCACCCCCUCCUCCAGGCACCGCCAUCACCCCCAGUUCCAGCUCUGCUAGCGCCACGGUGUCCAUCUGGAGCCCAGCCUCCAUCUCUCCUCUGCCAGACCCCCUGUCUGCCUCCACCACCCCCUGCAUGCAGCGCACCACCACCUACCCCAUGACCUACACCCAGGCCCCAGCCUACAGCCAGAGCUAUGCAGGCUCCUCGUCCUACUUCACUGGCCUGGACUGUAGCUCCUACCUGUCACCCAUGCACCCGCAGCUGUCAGGAACUGGAGGCGCCCUGAGCCCCAUCACAGCCUCCUCGAUGGGUGGACCCCUCAGCCAGUCCCCUGCCUCGCUCUCCUCCCAAGGCUACACAGCUGCCUCGCUGGGCUUCGGAGCUGUCGACUGUCUAGACUACAAGGACCAAGCUGCCUGGAAGCUCAAUUUCAAUGCCACUGACUGUCUGGACUACAAAGACCAGAACUCCUGGAAGUUCCAGGUCUUGUAAAUAUCAAGAAGUGGGGGGUCGGGAGGGAAGGGGUUGGGGAGGAUGUGAGGAAUCGAAUCAAAGUGGGUUGAAUAACCCAAAUUAUUUUUGGUGUGUUUUAGAAGAAGGAAGAGAACUUGGGACACACAAAUAAAUUAAUCAUAUCAGUUUAAGAACUAAUGACAUGAAAUAAUCUCUUCAUAUUUGUUGUUUCAGAAAAAAUAUGUGUGGAAGUAAACUGAUCUGUUGAUGCUUGGCUUGGUGAUUGUAACAAAGAGAUGAAAGUAUAGUAUUUCUAAAAAUCAGGCUUGAAAUCGAGAAAUGGCCGAGGAAAACAAUAUGGCAAUAUCUGUGCAAUAAGAUCACAUGAGUGAGAAAGAACAGCAGCUUUAAUGCUGCAGCUCAGUGGAUCAGAAGAUUGAAAUAGUUGUGAUUUAAAUACAGUACAAGAGAAAACAAAGGAGGCCACUUGGCACAUGUUGAAUGCAUUAAAUCAAUUGCUGACUCAAUAGUUAAUUAAUACGCAUUUUGUACAUUUGGUUCGAUUGAUAGAGCAUAAUUCAGAAACUUUUUAACUGGCCUUUACUUGUAUCAAAUUUGAAACAGUGCUUCUUUUUUUUUAUUGCCACAGCACAACAACAGUUGUACUUUCUGUAACCUAUAAGUUAUUUGCAUCACUAAUAUAGACAGCCUUUAAAUUGAUUAAAGUGUAGAAUAACUGACGAGAGCCCAAGUUUAAUUUCUUCCUUCUAGACAUGUCUUGUAUUUGAUGUCAUGUGUUUCUUUUAUAAAGCUGCUUUUCAUCAGCGAACUGACUCAAAAAGCUUUGAGCCAAACAUUUCAAUUCCCCUAAAUAAGACACCUAAGAGAUGUCUUUACAGGGUGGCCACUAGUUCACGUAAAAACUGUAUAGCAGACAAGCUGAUGAUUCCCAGUAGCCUUGUGUGAUACUGACCCUCUGCAGCCUGUGUGUGAUACAAGCGGAGGGGGUAGAGUUAGUCACUGAAGUGACUGCAGUACAAACCUGUUGCCUUUGAGCAUGGUUGAAAUCAUUAGCAGAAUGGCUCAUACAUUGUUAGUUUAAUAGGAUCAACUCCAGACAAUUUGGGCAACAAUGGUCGCAUUGUGGCUAUUGGCAGCCGAGUACUUUUCCCCCCACUCCAUCUCACAGUGUUUGCAUGAGGUUAGCGGUUGACUGAUUGUUGAAGCAGUUCUUGAAUCUACAAAUGACUUUAUAAUAAACUUUUUUUUUUUUUUUUGCUGAUAAACUGCUCCAGUAAGGUAUUUGAUGGGAGAGAAGACUGCACCAGAGAAAGGGAAGGGACUGGGCCGCCACGCAGCCCCCCUUUGCACAGAGAGUUCGGUGCCUCUCUCAAUUCCAACCUGUAAAGAUGUGAUGGGUACCACUAUAUGUGUUUGAUGUAUCGUUUGAUUUCUUUUUUUGUAUUAGACUUAAACAUUACUAUGUUUCUUUAAAAAAUUGUGGAUUCGUUAAAGUAAAAAUUGUGGUAAUUUGUUUUGAAGUUGAUAUUAUUAUCAGUAUUAUUACUAUCAUCAUUAAUAUUAUGUCUUCAGCUGACAUGGAUAUUGCUAAUAUACUUUUUUGUCGUUCUUUUGUAAAUAUUAAAACGCAAAAAUGCAAUCAUGUCUGGUAUCAGCAAUGUGUUGUUACACAGACGCUCCACCCAACAGAAUCUCUCUCUUUCUUAAUUUCUAGAAAACUGCCAACUUUUUAUUUUUUUUCUGUUUGUAUUUUUCUGGUUUCUGCUUCUUUUUUUUUCAAACUCAGGGGUUUAUCCAAUAAAAGUAGCAGUAAUAGGAUACAAUGCUGUUUAUGCUUCUUAAUCAUUUACUGUACUUUUAUCUUUUGCAUUAUUAUAAUCUUCUCUGCUUUUUUUCUGACAUGAAUGAAUCUUCUUAUUUUGUAUAUUUCAUUUGUCUCCUGUGUUUGACCAG
This is a messenger RNA of Thunnus maccoyii (southern bluefin tuna), 2900 nucleotides long. RefSeq names its product homeobox protein otx5-like. Gene Ontology annotation, biological process: multicellular organism development; regulation of transcription by RNA polymerase II. The transcript is spliced from 3 exons. The record is from RefSeq and is a predicted model, not a curated record. Gene Ontology annotation, molecular function: RNA polymerase II cis-regulatory region sequence-specific DNA binding; DNA-binding transcription factor activity, RNA polymerase II-specific. Gene Ontology annotation, cellular component: nucleus. NCBI's taxonomy places the organism in Eukaryota, Metazoa, Chordata, Actinopteri, Scombriformes, Scombridae. The coding region runs from base 75 to 965 and encodes 296 amino acids.